Ficedula albicollis (Collared flycatcher) is the source of this 1023-nucleotide messenger RNA. Its product is annotated as prostaglandin D2 receptor. The record is from RefSeq and is a predicted model, not a curated record. Lineage: Eukaryota; Metazoa; Chordata; Aves; Passeriformes; Muscicapidae. Gene Ontology annotation, molecular function: prostaglandin D receptor activity. Gene Ontology annotation, cellular component: plasma membrane. The coding region runs from base 76 to 1023 and encodes 315 amino acids. The transcript is spliced from 3 exons. Gene Ontology annotation, biological process: G protein-coupled receptor signaling pathway; inflammatory response; positive regulation of cytosolic calcium ion concentration.
UGCGGGACCGAUCGCACCCUGCUGCAGCGCGGGCCAUCCCGAGGCGGAGCGGGCCACCCCUCGCAGCCCACCCCGAUGGAGACCGAGGGCUACCGCUGCCGCAGCAGCCGCCACAUCGAGAGCGGCCAGUCGGCCGUGCCCAGCUCGGUGCUGUUCGCCGCGGGGCUCCUGGGGAACGUGCUGGCGCUGCUGCUGCUGGGCCAGCACCGGCGGCGCUCCCGCUCGCCCGGGGGCCGCCCGCCGCGGGUCUCGGCGUUCUACGUGCUGGUCAGCGGGCUGGCUGUCACCGACCUGCUGGGCAAGUGCCUGAUCAGCCCCAUGGUGCUGGCAGCCUACGCCUACAACCGCAGCCUCAGCGAGCUGGGGCCGGGCGGCCGCGGCGAGGAGCAGCCGGGGGUGCUGUGCCAGCUCUUCGCCUUCCUCAUGGCUUUCUUCGGGCUGGCCCCCACCCUGCUGCUGCUGGCCAUGGCUCUGGAGUGCUGGCUUUCCCUGGGGCAUCCCUACUUCUACCGGCGGCACCUGACUCGCCGCCUGGGAGCCACGCUGGGGCCGCUGGUGGCCGGGCUGUGCGCGCUGUUCUGCGCCCUGCCCCUGCUGGGUUUUGGGGCUCCCAUGCAGUAUUGCCCGGGCACCUGGUGCUUCAUCCGCAUGGCCGGGGGUGGCCCGCGCCAGCUGGGCUUCCCCGUGCUCUACGCCAGCCUGAUGGGCUUGUUGGUGCUGGCCAUCGUGGCGUGCAACGUGAGCAGCAUGCGGCACCUGUACGGCAUGGCCCGCCGGCAGCCCCGCCGCGGGGCGCCCCCCGCCGCCGCCCCCCGCAUGGAGGAGCUCGACCACCUCGUCCUGCUGGGGCUCAUGACCGUCCUGUUCACCGUCUGCUCCCUGCCGCUCAUCAUCCGCGCCUACAUGGGCGCCUUCGCCGCGGAUUUCAACGAGAACGCCGACCUGAGCGCGCUGCGCUUCCUCUCCGUCAACUCCAUCGUGGACCCCUGGGUGACAGACCCGCCCCAGCUCGGCAUCCCCUGA